This is a messenger RNA of Kwoniella mangroviensis CBS 8507, 1347 nucleotides long. RefSeq lists its product as uncharacterized. The record is from RefSeq and is a predicted model, not a curated record. The transcript is spliced from 5 exons. Bases 1 to 1347 code for a protein of 448 amino acids. NCBI's taxonomy places the organism in Eukaryota, Fungi, Basidiomycota, Tremellomycetes, Tremellales, Cryptococcaceae.
AUGUCGUCGACCUCAUCUGAUGUCAUUUCUGAACUGCCUUCGAGCUCUCGGAUUGCGUCUCAUCUCAGUACACAACAGGCGCAGGGAGACUACAGUUUGGUACUAGCUCGUUACAAGGUGGUAGAAACAGUAGAAUAUGAGUGUACUGAAGAGAUUCAGGCUGUGCGAAACCAUCUGGUACAGCACAGGGAUGCGCUUUCGGGCAUGGUAUCUGUCCUCAAGAGACCUUGGAGGGCUGCGGAAGGAGUGCGUUUGAGUGAGGUUCAACCCGAGCUCUAUACGGUCAGCGGCGAUUUAUGGUCCUCGAAUCUAUUGCCAAAGCUACACGAGUAUAUGCAGUUACUCAAGAGUGCUAGAUUUUCGUAUAGAGGGGAGGCGUUUUAUACUAGCUUCGUACGCCUAUCAAUUGAUGCUGUCUUUGCGGAUCGAGCAGAAAGUAGAUGGGGAUUAGCUACUGAUGAACACGAUGCGAUCUCGGAGCAUGUGCUAUCUUCGUUCAAUUUGGUCUCGCUCAUACCUGUAGUUCCAGAUCGCACCGUCGGUUUGGGCCCCGAGAGUAUCCAAAUAAGGAAGGAUGAAUCGUCUUCUCCUUUGAAUGGAAGAACCGAGGUUUUUGUGGUCUCACGGUCAGAGAAAGUUCUUUGCUCACUAAGUGGAAUGCACACGUGUCCAUCCUGGUAUCCUUGGAUUCUGAUCGAGGAUAAGUGUGGCAGGGGGAUGAUGGAUAAAGGGAGAUUACAAAAUCACACUGCUAAACGUGUGGCUUUGCAAAUAUAUGUGAAUCUUUGGCAACAGGCUUCAAGAGCAGAUCCUGAUAAUUGCAUGCCACUUUCGUCGAUGGCGAGGAGGGUCUAUGGUCUUCGUACCUUCACGAAUGUCUGGGAGAUAGACAUGAUGGUCUUUGAUGAUAGUAAUUUUAACGUUGUUCCUAUCUUCACCGCCGAUCUCCUUGAUCCUAGCUCGAUGCUCCAAAUGAUCUGUGUUCUGAAGUCGAUCAGGGAGGAGCGAAGGGAGAGGUAUAUCACCAUCGGCAACUGGCUGUGGUGCCUGCGGGAUAAAUUUCAGCCUUUACUGCAACCGGGACAAGCCACAUCUGUACGCGGAGGAAAGAAAGGAAGAAGUUCCCACAGUACGGGAGUAUCGCCAUACGCUAGACCAACUCAAGCAGGUCCAACUCCCGCCACUCUCCUGACAUCUUCACCUCUUCAUCAGAGUCAUGUACAUGGUCAUGUCACUAAGGUGGAAAAGUGGCUGCAGUCAGUGAUCGCGCCACUUUCGGAAACUCCUAAAUCUCCGGCAUCGAACAGUAAUCACCUAGCAUCGCGCAGAAGACGGCUAUCAAUGUAA